This is a messenger RNA of Solanum stenotomum, 661 nucleotides long. RefSeq names its product cytochrome b5-like. Lineage: Eukaryota; Viridiplantae; Streptophyta; Magnoliopsida; Solanales; Solanaceae. The record is from RefSeq and is a predicted model, not a curated record. Gene Ontology annotation, cellular component: intracellular membrane-bounded organelle; membrane. The coding region runs from base 64 to 468 and encodes 134 amino acids. Gene Ontology annotation, molecular function: heme binding. The transcript is spliced from 4 exons.
AUUGUUUGGUGAACAAUUGUUUAUAGAUUUGGAGAAUCCAAGACACUAAAGUCCUCUUGUUAGAUGGGGUCAGAUCAGAAAGUUCAUGUAUUUGAGGAGGUUGCAAAGCACAACAAGACCAAAGAUUGUUGGCUUAUUAUCAGUGGAAAGGUGUAUGAUGUGACUCCAUUUAUGGAAGAUCAUCCAGGUGGUGAUGAAGUUUUGCUUUCAGCAACAGGGAAAGAUGCAACGAAUGACUUUGAAGAUGUCGGCCACAGUGAUUCUGCUAGGGAGAUGAUGGAUAAAUAUUACAUUGGAGAUAUUGAUCAGUCAACAGUUCCUCUUAAACGUGCUUACAUUCCUCCACAACAAGCCCCAUACAAUCCAGACAAGACUUCAGAAUUUGUUAUCAAAAUUUUGCAAAUCCUUGUGCCCCUCUUGAUUUUGGGCUUAGCCUUUGCUGUGCGACACUACACCAAGGAGAAGUAAAUCCGUCACAAUCUAAUUUGAACUGUUUGAUUUACAUAGUUGUCAAUUGACACUUGGUUUAUAGUUCAUCAAGGAGCUGAACUUUGAUUAUCAGUUUGUAUGUGCUUCACAGUUGCCAUUCGUAGUGACCUCUUUGUAAACAAUAGACUUCACUGGGUUUAUGUCUAUGAUAUUUGACAGACGUCCUUCUCUA